AUGUUAGUUACCAGAGGAGUGGUGGUUGAUUGGGAGUGCUUCAAGAGGGUGUUUCUCGAGAAGUAUUUCCUAGAGAGUGUGAGACAUGCCAAGGAGGCUAUUUCUGAGGCUUGGAAGUGUAGAAAAUGUGUUGAAGGUUUGAAGCAGGAGUUGAAGAGGGUGGUGGUGCCUAUGGCCAUCACUGAGUUUCCGGUCUUAGUUGAAAAGGCGAAAGUUGUUGAGCAAUUGGAAGGUGGCAUCCGGGUGGUGAAGAAUGUUGAGGGACCAGCUGGGUCCAAGAAAGGUGGGGGUCAGAGGAAGCCUUAUAAUAGGCCCCAAUCACAACAAGGGGGUCCUGUCACAAGGAAACUUACUAACACAGCUAGAGGUGGGAAUCAGAGUGGAGGUGUCACUCUCAGAUGUUAUAGAUGUGGUGGACCCCACUUCAUUCAGGAUUGCCAUCAUACUGAGAGUAGGUGUUUCAGGUGUGGCCAAAUAGGUCACGAGUCGACCAGUUGUCCUGCCAGAGCCAGACAGACUAGGGGUGCUUCGAGAGGGUUGAGACUACUUGUGUCGACGCCCGCUUCUGCUUCUGUUGUUGCUUCUGAGAUGUGUGUUGGUUGUCCUUUAGAGGUGGGUGAAAGGAAAUAUAAGGUAAACUUGAUUUGUUUGCCUUUAGUAGAUAUUGACAUAAUAUUAGGGAUGGUUUGGUUGUCUGCCAAUCACAUCCUUAUAGAUUGUGCCAAUAGGGAGUUGGUUUUUCCUCAAGUGGAGGAUGAGUUGUUGAUUUCAGCUAGUUAA
Cajanus cajan (pigeon pea) is the source of this 780-nucleotide messenger RNA. The record is from RefSeq and is a predicted model, not a curated record. NCBI's taxonomy places the organism in Eukaryota, Viridiplantae, Streptophyta, Magnoliopsida, Fabales, Fabaceae.